Effrenium voratum is the source of this 2084-nucleotide messenger RNA. The record is from the annotation of a GenBank genome assembly. Lineage: Eukaryota; Dinophyceae; Suessiales; Symbiodiniaceae.
AGCUGGGUGUCCGAGCGGCGGGGGCAAUGGGGCUGUCACCAGAUGCCGAGAAUGACCCUCCACAGAAGCAGUUGCAACUUGUAGUGGAAGUGCCAAAGCAUGCACGACCUGGAGUUACAAAGCUGGCGGUAGAUGUGGAUGAAGGGUCUGAACUUCAUGUGUUGGUUCCUGCUGAAGCCGUUGCCGGGGAUCGCCUCCGGCUCACAAAGAUGCCCGAUGGCCCUUGGACCUGCGUCGUGCUGAGGAGCCAGCCUCUUUACGACGUGGCGAAUCGGAUUCUCCAGUCGCCAGGUGACCAGUGCAAGUUGCAGCUGUUGGUGCCCGCGAAUGUGAAGCCUGGCGAGACCAAGCUGCAGGUCACCAUCUCGGCAGACGAGCAGGUGCAGUUGGCAGUUCCCAACUACGCCAGCCCUGGGGACCUGAUUGAGCUCCACAGAGCGGACGGGGAGCCCUGGCUGGCGAAAUUUACGCGCGACCGGUACACGACGUCGCAGGACCCGCAGAAGGGGCUUGCGGUGAUGGCAGAGCUGGGGAAGACUUCCAGUGAAGCCGGCGUUGACGCUGACGCACUGGUCGACCGCCUGUUUACGGUGGCGAAGGAGGCUGGCUGCUUUGUCAGCCCAAAGAUAAAGAGAGGCUGUGCGCCUCCCUUGAACAUCCCCGGGUUGGUGGCUGUGGAGGCCAUCGAGGAAGGGGAGGAGCUAAUCCGCGUGCCCAGCAGAUUUCACCUCACGCCCCCCACCGUGGAGACCUCUGCGCCAGCGCUGGCGGCAGCAGUGCAAGCGUGCUCAAUGCCCGCCCAGCGCCGUGGCGAGGCCUUGCACGCCUUUUUCCUGGCCCGGCUGCUGGCGGAUGCCCAGGAGCGUGUGGUGAAUGCAGCUGGACGGAGCGUCCUCGAUGGCAAGUGGUCGGCAACUGCGGACCAGAAGAAGGUGUGGGAGGCCUAUGCUGAUGCCCUUCUUGCCGAGGAUUUCUCUUAUCAUCCAUUCCGCCUGGCAGCUUGCAAGCCGGAAGAGAUGCGGGAGAACCUGAGCCCGUCACAAGAGGCUGAGUACUUCAUUGACAUGGCAGCCGACUUAAUGUCCCUGCACGAGACAAUGCAAAGGUGCGAGGCGGAUGCGUAUGCGGAGGAUGCGGAGGCAUUACCACCCCUGGAGGCAGAGAUGUUUCUGCGCGCUCGUAUGUGUGCGCAAACUCGUGUCUUCCAGACCUGCGUUGACACCACGCUGGUGCCGGUGGCAGAUUUGCUGAACCACUCGCCCACUCUGACCCCUGGCGUGUUGUGGGGCUGGGAUGCGGAGGCGCAAGCCAUGAUCAUCACCGCUGUGCGCGCACACAGCCCGGGUGAGGAGCUCCUGACCACAUAUGGCGCCAGGUCCAACAUGCUGGUCUAUAGAACCUACGGUUUCACCCUGCACCCAAAGAACGAGCCGAGCUUCACGUACAUCAUUCGACCGCACUUGGUCAGACCGGUACUGAAGAUCUUCAUGGACAACGAGGAAGCCAGGCCCCUCAUGUUGCUGGAGACCUCGCAUAUCGACGACUCCCUGUGCCAAAUCCUGAACCAAGUGACCAAGAAGGGGCGCGAUGCCACUGAGUUUCUCCGGCUCCUUUGCGCGCGGAGCCGCUGGGCAUACGACCAGGACGAGAGGAUCAGGCCCUGCCUGCGCGCCCUCGCGAAGGCGCGGGAAGAGCAGCCGGGCAGCCACGACUGGUGGUCGCACAUGGAGGAGGAGCACAAGGAUCUGGUGAACCAGGAUGUCGUCCGGGUCAUCAUGAGCGAGUACUUGUGCCUCACGGCUCAUUUGGAGGCUGUUGAUUAUGCCGACGAGCACCGCGCAGAUUCUGAAUGCCUUUCCGGCUGCCAGGCGUGGCGGAAGAGCCUGGCCAAGGCUUUGGGGCUGCUCAAGACCGCUGGGGGCUUCAGCCUCUCCACCGCCAAGGCGGAGAGCCCGAAGUAGUCCGCGAGUUGCCGAGUCUGGCGACACGCCGUUUUGCAUGCUCAGGCCGCUUGAAGGCCUGAGCAAAUCCUUGAAUACCACGUGUGAGAAGAGCCGGAAGGUGGAGCCACGAGGCCAUGGAGC